UACGAUUUCCGCCACGAUUCGUCCCCACCAAAUGCCGCAUCUCCAUUGCUAUGUCGUCACUGCUUCUCUCAUGUCCCAUGGAAAUUAUGGAUAGUGUCAAGCAAGUUGGGAUAAUAAGCACCGUUUUCUACUCUGUACUGUUCUUCAGUACAUUCACUGAAUCUGCUCACCCUUUCCCCGUUCUCUUUAUAUAUCUCUCUGCAUCAACCCACAUUACACUACCGAAUCAUCUGGAGACUCGUAAAAGCCAGCUAACGUCUCAAAUCAAGCUAAUCGACAAUGGCAGCCACAGCUCUGGAUAAAUCCGUGCCCGAGAUCUUGCCGCCGGCGCUCGAUGCUUCGUCGGAGCCACCUCCACUCUUCGAUGGCGUCACCAGGCUGUACACCUAUUACGGAUGCCCUUUUGCUCAGAGGGUUUGGAUCACUAGGAAUUUCAAGGGGUUACAAGACAAGAUCAAGCUAGUCGGCAUAGAUCUUAGUAACAGGCCUGCUUGGUACGCCGAGAAAGUUUAUCCCCCUAAUAAGGUGCCAGCACUUGAGCACAAUGGCAAGAUCAUAGGAGAGAGCUUGGAUUUGAUCAAGUACUUAGAUAGCAACUUUGAAGGGCCUUCUCUUCUCCCUGAUGAUCCUGCGAAGAAGCAGUUGGCAGAAGAGUUGUUUGCAUACACCGAUACUUUUACUGGAACGGUGUUCUCUGCUUUCAAGGGAGAUGCAGUGAAGGAAGUUGCCCCUGCUUUUGAUCAUCUGGAAGCAGCUCUGUCGAAAUUCGACGAUGGACCUUUCUUCCUUGGUGAUAGGUUCAGUCAGGUGGACAUUGCCUACAUUCCAUUUGUCGAGAGGUUUCAGAUCUUCCUUUCGGAAGUGUUCAAGUAUGAUAUCACCGAAGGAAGGCAAAAACUUGCAGCUUGGAUCGAGGUAUGAGGCAAAAUCAAAGUUCCAGCACUGCAGCCUGAGCUGCGCCUUAACCGGCGCCUUACAAUCCUAAUUGCCCUUGCAGGAGUUGAACAAACUGGAGGCUUACAAACAGACGAAACUGGAAGGUACAAAGGCACAGGUCGUGGAGGUCUACAGCAAACGGUUCUUGGGUAAGUAAAUUGGCAACAGACCACUGCAAGUGGGUUCUUCUCGUGCUUUUGCAGGGAGAGGCUCUGGCUUGGUGGCUUGCUUCUGUAUGAUAUGUGAAAGUAUCUGUCUAAAUAAUGAAAAAUUACCCCCGGAGACAGAAAGUAGAAGAAGAAAGUAAUAGAAUAAGAAACAUCAACUGGGUUUGUAGGAGCUGUGAGGGGUGUGGACGUGUGGUUGGUUUGGCUGUGUUCUUGUAUUGUAUUAUUUGUAUGGCGUACC
Molecule: messenger RNA, 1344 nt
Organism: Linum tenue
Lineage: Eukaryota; Viridiplantae; Streptophyta; Magnoliopsida; Malpighiales; Linaceae
Source: the annotation of a GenBank genome assembly